This is a messenger RNA of Camelus dromedarius (Arabian camel), 1574 nucleotides long. RefSeq names its product ABI family member 3 (gene ABI3). Gene Ontology annotation, molecular function: SH3 domain binding; signaling adaptor activity. Bases 148 to 1218 code for a protein of 356 amino acids. Gene Ontology annotation, cellular component: lamellipodium; SCAR complex; actin-based cell projection. The transcript has 8 exons. Lineage: Eukaryota; Metazoa; Chordata; Mammalia; Artiodactyla; Camelidae. The record is from RefSeq and is a predicted model, not a curated record. Gene Ontology annotation, biological process: neuron migration; regulation of cell migration.
UGCCUGCCCCUCGCAAGCGGGCUUGGGACUCUCACGCAGAGGAAACCAAAAGCAGUGAGAGGGAGGGAAGCGGAGCGACCAAUCAAGGGCAGGGUGAGGCACCAAACCAGCAGGCUCCCCGGGGAGCCAGUCAGAGGCUGGGGGGCGAUGGCGGAGCUGCAGCAGCUGCAGGAGUUUGAGAUCCCCACGGGCCGGGAGGCUCUGCGGGGCAACCACAGCGCCCUGCUGCGAGUGGCCGACUACUGCGAGGACAACUACGUGCAGGCCACAGACAAGCGGAAGGCACUGGAGGAGACCAUGGCCUUCACCACCCAGGCCCUAGCCAGCGUGGCCUACCAGGUGGGCAACCUGGCUGGACACACUCUGCGCAUGUUGGACCUUCAGGCGGCCGCCCUGCGGCAGGUGGAAGCACGGGUGAGCACGCUGGGCCAGAUGGUGAACAUGCAUAUGGAGAAGGUGGCCCGAAGGGAGAUUGGCACCUUAGCCACUGUCAAGCGGCUGCCCCCCAGCCAGAAAAUUAUCGCCCCCACGAGCCUCCCUCCGCUCACACCCUACUACCGGAGACCCCUCAACUUUGGCUGCCUGGAUGACAUCGGCCAUGGGAUCAAGGAUCUGAGCACCCAGCUGUCGCGGACCGGGACCCUGUCUCGAAAGAGCAUCAAGGCGCCUGCCACACCUUCCUCGGCCACCCUGGGGAGAGCACCCCGGAUCCCAGAGCUCCCGGUGGUGCCCGACGACAAACUCUCCGCCGCGUCCUCUAUCUCCUCCCUGGCCUCGGCUGGCAGCGCCGAAGGUGUCAGUGGGGUCUCCACGACCAAGGGGCAGGCAGGACCCCCACCUCCACUGCCUCCACCUGCUGCCGCCGAGGUCUUCCUGCCGCCCCCUCCGCUGGAGGAACUGUCCCUGCCUCCGCCAGACCCGGAACUGCCUCUGCCCCUGGAUCUGCCCCCUCCGCCGCCCCUGGAUGUAGAUGACUUGGGUCUGCCACCUCCGCCCCCACCAGGCUUUGGGCCCGAGGAGCCAAGCUGGGUCCCUGAUACAUACUUGGAGAAAGUGGUGACACUAUACCCAUACACCCGCCAGAAGGACAACCAACUCUCUUUCUCUGAAGGCACCAUUAUCUGCAUCACCCGCCGCUACUCUGAUGGCUGGUGUGAGGGCGUCAGCUCAGAGGGGUCUGGAUUCUUCCCUGGGAACUAUGUGGCGCCCAGCUGCUGACGGCCUGAGUGCUCUGGGAUGCUGACCCAGGCACUCCCUUGAGCCUCCUGAGCCCCACACCAAAGCCAGCUCCACGGCCAAGGCUGGAGUAGGCCUGAGCACCUCCUAGGCUAUGAGCUGUGUCUGCCCCUGCCCCCUCCAUUGCAGUGGGAAGGGGUCCUGAGGAGAGAGGAGAUACCCAGGGCCUGCUGCAGACAGGAAAGAACCAGAAGCCAAGAAGCUUGGUGAUCUUAUCCAGAGGAGCCCUGCACCAUGCAGGAUAGGGUUUCCAGCUGCAAGUGCCAACUUUGAAUAAAACUCUGACCUUAUGAUUGCCCGGCAGGGCUGGGAGUCAGAGGGAAUGAAAGACACCCUUA